Gastrolobium bilobum is the source of this 2418-nucleotide messenger RNA. RefSeq lists its product as uncharacterized. Lineage: Eukaryota; Viridiplantae; Streptophyta; Magnoliopsida; Fabales; Fabaceae. The record is from RefSeq and is a predicted model, not a curated record. The transcript has 4 exons. Gene Ontology annotation, molecular function: DNA binding; transposase activity; zinc ion binding. Bases 1 to 2418 code for a protein of 805 amino acids. Gene Ontology annotation, biological process: DNA transposition.
AUGUGGUGGCUUAAGCCUAGUGAGAGUGAUUUAGAGGUUGGGUUAUGUCUUCUUGAAAAGGACUCAGACGUUUUGGAAAUGGUUAAGGCUGCAUUAGGUAAUGGGAACAAAAUAGAAAUUUAUUUCGAAGAUUGCAUUGCACUUCCUGACAUUUUGGCUGGACCUGCAGAAGGGACUGAUGGGUCUGUACCUCAAAGUGCUGAUGAGGAGGGGGUGUUAGGUGAUUCAGUUGGCAGUUCAUAUGACUUUCAUAUGAAUACUGCUGAUGAAUAUGAAGAGGGAGAGGACAAUGGACUGUCAAGUGAUUCAUAUGACAGUGUAGAAGAUGAGUCAUAUAAGCCUCCUCCACCGGGUGUUGAUGACGAAACAGAGGAUGAACUGUAUGAAGAGGAUGAGCCACUUAUUUCAUUAAAAAAAAGCCGCUAUGGUUACAAUUCUGAAGAGCUGAAGACUCCUCCUUCAAGUGGGGAUGAGGAGGUUGAAAGGGUUGUGUUUCCAAAGUUUAAUGAGGAGAAUACUUUUGGUCAUGUACAACUUGAGCUUGGAAUGGAGUUUGUCAGUUUAGAGCACUUUAAAAAUGGUGUGAAAGACUACAAUAUAAGUCUUGGGAGGCAAUUUAAGUGGGUUAAAUAUGACAAGGUAAGACCAAGGGCCAAAUGCUCAAAUGAAGAGUGUGACUGGAUGAUAUAUUGUGCCUGGAACAACAAAUUCAAUAGUUUCCAAGUGAAGACAUUCAAUGAUUCACAUUCCUGCUGCAGAAUUUUCAAAAAUAAAAGGGCCAGCAAGGAUUGGGUUCUAAAAAAGUUGAAGAAAAAGAUGGUCACACAGCCCAACAUGACUAGGGUUGAAGCUUAUGAGCAUUUAAAAGAGGAGUACAAGGUCCAUGUACAUCUCAAGAAAGUGACCAAGGCACUGCGUAAAGCCAAGGGCAGAAUAGAAGGAUGUGAGAAGGAAUGGUAUGCCAAGUUAAGGGACUACCUGACUGAGAUUUUGAGAAGCAAUCCUGGAUCCAUUUGCCAGAUGCAAGUAAUACCACAACCAGUACCUAAUAGCCCACCUAUUUUUUCUAAACUGUAUAUAUGUCUUGAUGCCUGUAAGAAAGGAUUCAAAGCUGGUUGUAGGCCAUUGAUUGGCCUGGAUGGUUGUUUCUUAAAAGGAUACUAUGGGGGACAGCUCUUGAGUGCAGUGGGAGAGGAUGCAAACAAGAGCUUUUAUGUCAUUGCUUAUGCAGUGGUUGAUAGUGAGACCAAAGAAAACUGGAAGUGGUUUCUGAACUUGUUACAAAAGGACAUUGGCAGCCAUGUAGUACAUGGGUGGUACUUCAUUUCUGAUCAGCAAAAGGGUUUGAUACCAGCUUUGCAGGAGGUCAUGCCUGGUGCCCAUCACAGGUUUUGUGUGCAGCAUGUCUGGAAGAAUUUCAUUAAGCAAUGGAAGGACAAGGCCAUUAGGGGAAUAGUUUGGGAGGCUACACGAUGCACUGUUGUGCCCCAAUUCCAAAGAACUAUGCAGAAAUUGAAAGAUUUUAAUGAAGAUGCUUGGGCAUAUCUACACAAGAUUGACCUCUCAUGCUGGGACAAAGCCUAUUUUAGUCACUGGCCCAAGUGUGGCAACAUAACCAAUAACUUGGCUGAGGUUUGGAAUGCAAAAAUUGUAGGAUACAGGUCCAAGCUCAUAAUCCGUCUAUGUGAAGAACUUAGGUGCUAUAUCAUGAGGAGGAUGGCUGCACAUCAAAGAAUUCUUGGAACAGUUAGGGGUAAAAUUGCCCCUGCACAACAGAAGAAGUUGGGUCAAUUGAAGGCCCUGAGCAAUUCCUGGACCCCAACAUGGACAGCGAAUUUGGAUCAAGACAUAUACGAAGUGGCUGAAAAGGGUGAAAGGGUUGGAGUCAAUUUAACCUAUAAGACAUGUGCAUGUAAUUUGUGGCAGCUGACUGGAUUGCCAUGUGAGCAUGCAAUUGCUGCAAUAUGUCACAAGAAUGAACUAGCAGAGCUGCCAAUUGGUCGUCCCAAAAAACAUAGGAAGAAGGAUCCAAGUAAGGAGCAUGACAGCAAAACCAAAAGAUUAAAGAGGACAUAUGCUGAUAAAUGUGGGCAGCCUCGUCACUAUGCAAAGACUUGUAAGGGACCAGCUGCAAGCAAGAAAGGGAAGAGAGCAGCACCACCUUCUGCUCCAGUUAAUGUCAACAUACCAUCAAGACCUGAAGAGGAGCUCCCUCUGAGUCAAGGAGGACGUUCUGUACUAUCAAGACCUUCCCAGGCAGUUGAUGAAUCAAUUAGGGGCAACAGCCCACCACCUACUGCCCCACCACCACCAGAAGUUUUGUCAAGUGAAACUCUCAAUGCAACAAGCAGUGGCACAAGGAGCAGGCUAAUGGCCUUCAUGACCACACCUGGGUUUAGGCCACCAAGGCCAGCUUGA